GCCCCGCCCCUUCGCCCUCCCGCCCGGGUCUCCGGCAGCCAAAAUGGCGGCCCCCUGUGUGUCCUGCGGUGCAGCCGCUUCUUACCGGCUCUUUCUCGGAGGUAGGGUUAGCCUCGCCCGGAAACAAGGUGUCUGGAAAGCCGCGGCUGCUGAGUUGCAGACAGGUACCGGAUUCCAGAUAUUAAGGCUGAGGCACACCACAGGUGUAACAACAAAGAAAAAUGUUGCAGCCUUGAGACGUGAAGCUUACACGGUGGAUUUUAUUAAAAAGCAGAUUGAAGAGUUCAACAUAGGAAAGAGACAUUUAGCCAACAUGAUGGGAGAAGAUCCAGAAACUUUCACGCAAGAGGAUAUUGACAGAGCUAUUGCUUACCUUUUUCCAAGUGGUUUGUUUGAGAAGCAAGCCAGGCCAAUAAUGAAGCACCCUGAACAGAUCUUUCCAAAACAAAGAGCAAUCCAGUGGGGAGAAGAUGGCCGUCCAUUUCAUUUUCUCUUUUAUACUGGCAAACAGUCGUAUUAUUCAUUAAUGCAUGAAGCAUAUGGAAAGCUACUAGAAGCAGAAAAACAUCAGAAUCAGUUGCAAGCCAAAGGUCUAUUUUCAGAAAAAGCUAAAACCAAAGACCUGAUUGGCAGCAGAUGGCUGAUUAAGGAGGAACUAGAAGAAAUGUUAGUGGAAAAACUGUCAGAUCAAGAUUAUGCACAGUUCAUUCGGCUGCUAGAAAGAUUAUUGACACUGCACUGUGGUGCCGAAGAAGAAUUUGUGCAGAGAUUCCGUAGGAGUAUAGCUGUUCAAUCAAAAAAACAGCUGAUUGAAGCUGUGCAGUAUGACCAGCAAGGAAUGGCCUUCAGCACCAGCGAAGGUAAAAGAAAGAGUGCAAAAGCCGAAGCGGCCGUUUAUGAGCACGGAAGUGGGAGAAUAAACGUAAAUGGAAUCGAUUAUCUGCUUUACUUCCCAGUGACACAAGACAGAGAACAGCUGAUGUUCCCCUUCCACUUCCUCGACCGGCUUGGAAAACAUGACGCGACCUGCACAGUCUCGGGCGGUGGGCGGUCGUCCCAGGCCGGAGCCAUACGCCUGGCGCUGGCAAGAGCCUUGUGCAGCUUUGUCACCGAGGAAGAGAUCGAGUGGAUGAGACAAGCUGGACUGCUGACUGCCGAUCCACGCAUCAGAGAACGGAAGAAGCCAGGCCAAGAGGGAGCCCGCAGAAAGUUUACCUGGAAGAAGCGCUAAGUGUUCUUUCACAGGCGAGGAGAGGAAACGCCGUGUAUAUGUGCCUGGCAUGUGGCAGACAUACAAUAAAUAUUUGCCCGCCAGUGUGAGGGCAACACUAUCAGGCA
Messenger RNA from Ailuropoda melanoleuca (giant panda), 1338 nucleotides. It is a transcript of the gene MRPS9, whose product is annotated as mitochondrial ribosomal protein S9. Gene Ontology annotation, biological process: translation. The coding region runs from base 44 to 1231 and encodes 395 amino acids. The record is from RefSeq and is a predicted model, not a curated record. NCBI's taxonomy places the organism in Eukaryota, Metazoa, Chordata, Mammalia, Carnivora, Ursidae. The transcript has 11 exons. Gene Ontology annotation, cellular component: ribosome; mitochondrial small ribosomal subunit. Gene Ontology annotation, molecular function: RNA binding; structural constituent of ribosome.